UUUAUCCACAAACUGGAGGGGUGGCCAAAAUCGACGGCUACGGAGAUAAUGGAGAUCGUUCAUCUUCUUCCUCGUCCUUUCUCGCCUCCAAGUGACGUUGCCGGUGAUUGAACUGAGCAGUGUGUCGAACAACUCUAGGAAUGGAAUUUCCGGAAUGCUUCGUGUUCGAUUCUCGUCGAUUAAGACCGUAGAGUUUCCGCGUAGGAUGUUUUUGCAGCUCUCUGGGUUGGGUUCGGUCCUGUCGCUCCUCGAUCUUCCUGGUUUGGCGGCUGAGAUGAAGGAACCUGAAGUGACUAGGACUUUGAAGCUCCCUAGUGGUGUGCGAAUUCAAGAGAUUCUUGAAGGGGAAGGACCAGAAGCUCAUGAAGGUGACCUGGUUGAGGUGAACUAUGUUUGCAGGCGUGCAAAUGGAUAUUUUGUUCAUAGUACUGUGGACCAAUUCAGUGGAGAGAGCUCUCCUGUCAAACUUCCGUUGGAUGAGGACCAAAUCAUAAAGGGCUUGAAGGAAGUCUUAAUGGGCAUGAGAGUUGGAGGAAAGCGUAGAGCUUUGAUACCUCCGUCUGAAGGGUACGUAAAGGAGACACUGAAGCCGAUCCCCGAAGAGUUUGGACCACGUCGUAGCCUUCUGUCUCAUGCCAAAGAGCCGCUGGUCUUUGAGGUUCAGCUCUUGAAAGUGUUAUAACUGUGUCGUUUGUUUGGCAGAGUUUCUGACCUUGGUUAUGGUGUUUUGCCUUGUCACUGCCACAAAAACCUCGGAUUUGGAGUUUGGAAGAUGAACAUGCGUGUAUAUGUGUGUAUCUGCUUUCCACUUCCAUUCAUAUUAAAAUUAGGUUUGAUUGA
Molecule: messenger RNA, 840 nt
Organism: Tarenaya hassleriana
Lineage: Eukaryota; Viridiplantae; Streptophyta; Magnoliopsida; Brassicales; Cleomaceae
Product: peptidyl-prolyl cis-trans isomerase FKBP16-1, chloroplastic
Exons: 8
Coding region: 155-682 (175 amino acids)
Molecular function (GO): peptidyl-prolyl cis-trans isomerase activity
Source: RefSeq, a predicted model, not a curated record